Cannabis sativa is the source of this 951-nucleotide messenger RNA. RefSeq lists its product as uncharacterized. Bases 1 to 951 code for a protein of 316 amino acids. Lineage: Eukaryota; Viridiplantae; Streptophyta; Magnoliopsida; Rosales; Cannabaceae. The record is from RefSeq and is a predicted model, not a curated record. The transcript is spliced from 3 exons.
AUGAAAGAAGCGCUCAAAAAGUGGAAUAGCAAUGUGUUUGGGUUUUGUGACACACAACUUAAAAGGCUGUAUGAUAAGUUGAGUGUGCUUCAACAACAACAAGAUGAGGCUGCUAGUGAUGAGGAGGUGGAAGUGCAAUUGGAAAUUCUUGAGUUGGAAAAUAGAAUGGGAAGAAUAUGGAAGCAAAAGUCAAGAGAUCUUUGGGUGUCGCUGGGGGAUUGUAAUUCGAAAUUUUUUCAUGUGUCUACCUUGAUUCGACGGAGGAGAAACUCGAUUUGCGCCAUCAAUGACGUUGGGAACGGUUGGUUGUUUGACAGAGAGGGAAUAGGGGCUUAUUUUAACAAGCAGUUCCAACUGCUUUAUGAAAGUCAGCAACCUGUCUUCGACAACGAUUUUGAUUCGCUCUUCCAGCCCCUGGUUACUGAUCUUGACAAUGCGGAGUUGUUUCGAUGUCCGUCGUUUGAAGAAAUUAGGCAGGUGGUGUGGAAGGAUUUUUUCAUCAGUAGAAAGUUUGUGGAGAAACUCAAUCAUACGUUCCUGUGCCUUAUCCCGAAGAGUGAAAACCCGACUUCAUUCGAUCAGUUUCGCCCGAUUAGCCUCUGUAAUUUUGGGUACAAGAUUAUUGCGAGAUUGCUCACAGACAGAUUGAAGCCGGUGCUUGACAAGCUGGCUACCGCGGCUGAAGCUAGGAUUCUCGGCCAAUGCUUAGAAAAAUACGAAGAAUGGUCGGGACAAAAAGUGAGUAGAAGGAAAAGUGGGCUGGUGUUCUCCCCGAAAGUGCAGGGCAGGGAUAAAUCAUGCAUUCAGGAGAUUCUUGAUUUGCAGUUGCUUGACAAGAAGGAAAGGUAUUUGGGAAAUCCCUUCUUCUACUCGGCUAGGAGAAGAGAUGACUUCAAAUUCAUUAAGGAGAAGCUCCUAAACCGUUUGGAGGGGUGGAAAGCGAAACAGUAA